AUUGAAGCAUUCACCAUGAACCAUUUAGUUAUUGCUAUAUUUUUAGCUAUUACAGCUACCGUAGCGUGUGUGCCAUUACCAAGCUCAGCCAUUGAAUGUCACCUACAUCAUUUAGUGGCACCGUGCGCGUGCUACAACCCGCUCGAAAACCACAUAAUUGUGGGUUGUCAAAAUGACGACCUGGACGAUAUUGGCAUUAGAAACAUGUUUACCUUAUUGAAAAAAAAGUUUAUUUUUGAUACAGUCGAAGCCGUAUACAUACGCUCACCAACUGUCACGUAUUUGUACGAAACACUAUUGUCCGGUAUUCGCACCAAGAGCAUCUACAUCGAAAAUAUGUACUCGCUGAAAACCAUCGACAUGAACGCCUUUAAUGGGACCGAAGAGCUUGUACAGCGUCUGGAGAUCCGAAACACACCGGUAGGUCAACCGCUUGGCCCUAAGCACCAUAUGCUCAAGAUCAUCGAUAAGAUGGAUAACUUGGAGCACGUGAUCAUUAGUAAUACUAGCCUUAAAACAGUGGGUCAAUUCGCAUUUUCUAAUAAACAAAAAUUACGUGAAAUUCGAGUGACCGGGAACAAAAUUAAACGCAUUGAACCUUUUGCAUUUCAACACCUGCCACAAUUGAGCGUGCUUGAUUUAAGCAACAACACCAUAAAUUAUAUUGGUACCAGAGCAUUUGUCCUGAGUCUUGAACCUACCCCCGAUGCUAAGGAACUGGAACUCCGGUUAGACAACAAUGAACUGAAUGAUAGGUCAUUUGAUGCGGAGUAUGUGUUUGAUGGUACUUAUGGUACUAGUUUUAAACGCCCAGUAUGGUUGGUAUUGGAUGGUAAUCAUUUGAUUAAGACAUUGAGCGAGGACACAUUUAUGCCGUACUUUAAUGCCAACCCAAUGAAUAUAAUAACAGUGGAUAUAGAUUGCGGCGAUUGCAGUAACUAUUGGUUAGUGUCCGAUGCUGUCGAUGGUAAGCAUACCCCAGAGAUCAGGUGUUAUGACGACAAUAAGGAUAUAAAGUCCCAUGAUUGGUCAUGGUGCUAA
Messenger RNA from Oppiella nova, 1041 nucleotides. Lineage: Eukaryota; Metazoa; Arthropoda; Arachnida; Sarcoptiformes; Oppiidae. The record is from the annotation of a GenBank genome assembly.